This is a messenger RNA of Lecanosticta acicola, 1638 nucleotides long. NCBI's taxonomy places the organism in Eukaryota, Fungi, Ascomycota, Dothideomycetes, Mycosphaerellales, Mycosphaerellaceae. The record is from the annotation of a GenBank genome assembly.
AUGCCAGUACCGUGCCAACGCAAGACUCCUGCUCCUUCAGGCUCCAAUGCCAACUCCAUCAUACCCUUCACGAUGGCAGGCCCAGUGCCUGGCCCAAGCCAGAGCCAGCCCACGGGUCAAGGCUCGUCUUCUUCGAGCGGCCAUGAUCAAAGCCAGUCGACUGGAGGUGGUGGUGCGCAGGGGCAGCAGGAUUACGGAGAUGUCUUCUCGCAGAUCAAAAAGAAGCAUAAGUCUAGCGGGCCUGGACUGACAAACAACAGCGCUCAGCAGCAAUCAACCCCGCAAAAUGCGCCCUCUACGAACACGCAGCAGUCUUCAGGGCUGUUCGGUAGUAACACCAACGCGGCAAACACAAGUACUACAGGCGGCUCAGGGCUGUUCGGCAGUAAUAACAACACGGCGAACACGAGCAACACAGGCGGCACCGGGCUGUUCGGGAAUAACGCCAACACGGCGAACACGAGCAACACAGGCAGCUCGUCGCUCUUCGGCAACAACACCAACACGGCGAACACGAGCAACACAGGCGGCGCUGGGCUGUUCGGCAAUAAUAACAAUGCGGGAAACACAAGCAAUACUGGGGAUGCCAGCUUUCGUCCUCAGCAGGGCAAUAGCUUGUUCGGCGGCGUGGGAGGGCUAGGAGGCAACCAAGCCACAAAUUCAGCACCAAACAUGUUUGCUCCGUCUGCGAACAGUCAAAGUAUGUUUAGCUUGGGGGGCUCGCGUCCAGCAAACCAAAUGCCACAACCCUCAGCUCCAUCACUGCUCGGAGCUACGCAACACGCACAAAUGAACAACUCUGCGCCGUUCGGCAGACUCAGUAUGGGCCAAAGCAAUGCAGGCACCACCAACACCGUUGGCGCUGUCAAGAUCGAUUACGAUAGCAUGCGGCCUACCACACGAUUCGAAGAUUGCAGUGACCAAGUCAGGCAACAAUUGGAAGACAUUGACAGGGUCAUUCAAGAACAAGAGUCGCUGUGCAAGGCGCUUGAGUCGAGUCUUCCAGGGCACGAUAACAUGAUCAUGUCCCUCGGGCCCGACAUCGACUUCAUCAAGAAUAAGGUCGAAGAUGUCGAGCAGGCUCUGGUGCACGAUGCCGUCAGCGUGGAUGCGCAGCGCCAGAAUGCGGCCAAAGACCGCAAGGAUUUAGAGCGGUGCGAGCGCAUCAUCCACAACCUUCACCUGCCGCAGAUGUAUCACUACUCCAGCAUGAGUGGUAUUGGGGGCAUGUAUGGCAGUCAACAGCGUCCACAACAAGCACCACCCUCCAACGAUCCUGACGACCUUCACAACUACGACACUGAUCUCAUUGGCAAUUACUUUGUACCAUUGGCAAACGAGCUUCAACAGACGAUGAAUGCGUAUGCGGGCAACUUGAGCGAAAUUGAGAACCACUUGCGCGUGAUAGAGGGCUCCGCUAGUGCGCAGGCGCAGCAGCUGGCCCAGCGCAAGGCCGGAAUCAACGGCGACAAUGCGCAGGCGAGGACCGAGAAUACAGUUCAGGAAUUGGCCGACACUCUUCGUGGGUUCGAGAUGAGUAUUCUGGGCACCGCAGGCUUGGUUGGAGAGUGUAGAGAGGGCGUGAACGAGCUGGUUCUGGCUCGUUUCGGCCCAAGUCUGGGCAAUCGGCCUUAUUGA